Hyaloperonospora brassicae is the source of this 1287-nucleotide messenger RNA. The record is from the annotation of a GenBank genome assembly. Lineage: Eukaryota; Oomycota; Peronosporomycetes; Peronosporales; Peronosporaceae.
AUGCGUCGCGCGCGGUCACUGCUUCUGGCAGUUGCGCAUGUACCAUUUGCGUCCUUUGUAACUUCACUGGUGAUCGAGAGCCCCGUCUGUCGACUGCUGACUCAUGUGUCCAGCGAGUUCACGAAUGGUACGCUGCUGGAAGCUGGCAGACUACGGGACGUUCCCAUUGUACCAGUGGUGCCGUUCACAGCUUGUGCGCCGCUGCGUGGCCAGAACUUGACGGGAAAAGUGGCGCUCGUGCUCCGUGGGGAGUGUAACUUUGUGCAGAAAGUGUGGCACGCUGAACGUGCGCUCGCAGCUGCCGUGGUGGUGAUGGACAGUGAGCUUCGACACGAACCUCCGUAUCAUAUUAUCAUGAUGAAAGAUGACGUGGCCAGUGGGAUUCGCAUCCCAUCAGUGUUCAUCUCGUACACAUCCGGCGAGUGGCUGCUCGAUGCCAUGAGUCGCGCGGUUCCGUGGGAUCCACUACGGGUAUCGAUUGAUGUCAACGGCGAACUGCCGCAAGCGUCAACGUCGAAUCGCUUGCUAAAGCGCGUGAUUGCCUACAUUUUUCUUAUUUCCAUUGUCUGCGCGUUCUCAAGUGGGCUGAGCUUGCUUUCGUCGGUGAUUUUCCAGUGGGUUGGAAAGACUCGGCGAUCUCGUGUCGCGAAGCAACUGCCGGUCGCUAAGUAUGAGCGCAACAUGCAACGCACUCUGCUCGAACACCUGCUGGAAAGUCAAUUCGUGGUAGAUCACAUUCCAUUCACUGCAAUCGAAAACGCAGCUCAUGGUUGUGACAGCCAUCCGCAAUUGGGCAGCGCCUCUGUUGUAGUGACUGCCACUGCAAGUGCGAGCUCAUACGAAAUGACGCAGACUGUGUCAAGUGGUGGCAGUUUGCUCAUCGGGGAGAAACGAGAACGCACAGAACAAGAAAACAAGCUGACCGCGGACGAAAGUACUUACCAGAGCUCCACUGACCCGGAUGCCGAAACUUGUUCAAUCUGUUUGGACGAUUUCGAGGACGGGGCGGACGUGAAAGUCCUUCCUUGUCAGCACUUUUUCCACGUGGACUGCAUCAACCCGUGGCUUGAAGGCCGCAGUGGACGCUGCCCACUUUGCAAGCAAGACGCUAUCGCCACGAUUGCUGGGGAGGCCAAGAAGGUUUUUGGGUUUCCGCUGCCUAGAAUCGAUCAGAUACUUCAACAGGAACAUUGGAUUCAUACGUUCUUCCUCAUGCUGCCUGCAAGCUUCAUCAGCUGCCUUAUUGUCAAUGCUGCUGCAUCCAUCAUCGGCACAAUGUGGCCAUAA